AUGGGGGACCAACAGCUCAGCAGCAACCAUGGCAGCCUGGAGUCACAGGGCAGAGCAGCCGGGAGUCCGAAGGAGGAUGACUUAAGUCCCAAGAUUUCUCUGUCUGACAAACUCCGUGUUCACAGCUCUAAGAGCCAUGAUCUGGACAACGUGGUGGUGCAUUUCCCAGCACCCCAGGAAGACGUGCUCCCCAAGCCAAUGUCCAUACAGGAGCUGGUGGAAAGCAGAGACAUGGAUGUUGCCAUGGUGGAGAAAGAGAAGGUGCUGGAUGAAGAAAUAGAAGCUAGGGCGACUCAGAUGAGUCGGCUGUCCAUCUCCAAGCGGCCCCCUAGAACCCCUGGGGUCAGACUGUGCAGGAAAAGAAGGCUCGCGGAUUUGGCCAAACCCAAGACCAACUGGCAAGUUAUAAGGAACAGGCCCUCCGUGUAUUGGUCCGAGCAGUUCCUCAAAGAUUCCACUUUGUCCGUCACGGUACCAGUCGUCAGCCAUCGAAUGGAGGAGUUGUCUCGGCCAAAGAGGUUUUUCUCAGACUAUUACAACAACUCCAGAAAGUCUCCCAUCUGGACUGUGAGUCGACCUGCCCUGGAAUAUCAUGCAUCCAGACGUCUGAAGGAACUUGCCAUCCCCAGAAUUCGGAAAAACAUCUGGAGCAUUAACAUGUGCCAGGUGUCUCAGGUGUCCAAGGCAGCGAGGAAGGCCAUCCCUAGUCCAAGGAUCCUCCGACUGGCAAAGCCCCGGCCCCCGGCCACGAUGUUGGAAGAGUGGAACCCUAUACCGAAACCCAAGCCUUAUGUGUCGGACUACAACCGCCUCCUUCAAUUGGCCACACCCAAGGCCCUGCCCGAAACUUGUGUCCCUGAUCGGGACCCUCGCUGGGUAGUCCCCAGCGUCACCAAGAAGGCGGUGGCUACCGCCCGAGUGGUGUCCCUGGCCCAGCCGAAAAUGCGCAAGGACUUAAAUACGGAUCGCGACCCUUACCAAGUGUCCCCUGCGUCCUUAGUGGCAAAGGCCACCCCUCGGGUCCAGGAACUCGCCACCCCCAAGAGUAUCACCAGGAAAGUUUGAGCGGCUGGCCCGCCCCUCCUGUGACUCCCUUUUCCAGUAAACACCCAAGUGCACCCAUGUAGAGGUCUGAAGGGAUGACUUGCGGGGGUUGAGGGGAGCUGGGAGGCCCGUGAUGGAGGAGCCGCUGGAAAA
Messenger RNA from Suncus etruscus (white-toothed pygmy shrew), 1197 nucleotides. RefSeq names its product theg spermatid protein (gene SPMAP2). The transcript has 7 exons. Gene Ontology annotation, biological process: spermatogenesis. Bases 1 to 1065 code for a protein of 354 amino acids. The record is from RefSeq and is a predicted model, not a curated record. NCBI's taxonomy places the organism in Eukaryota, Metazoa, Chordata, Mammalia, Eulipotyphla, Soricidae.